Molecule: messenger RNA, 3449 nt
Organism: Labeo rohita (rohu)
Lineage: Eukaryota; Metazoa; Chordata; Actinopteri; Cypriniformes; Cyprinidae
Gene: gabrr1
Product: gamma-aminobutyric acid type A receptor subunit rho1
Exons: 10
Coding region: 245-1666 (473 amino acids)
Biological process (GO): chemical synaptic transmission; nervous system process; regulation of membrane potential
Cellular component (GO): synapse; GABA-A receptor complex; neuron projection
Molecular function (GO): extracellular ligand-gated monoatomic ion channel activity; GABA-A receptor activity; neurotransmitter receptor activity
Source: RefSeq, a predicted model, not a curated record
UCUGUUUCACCCUCUAACCUGCGAAAGCUCCUCCUGGAUGCGAGAAAGCAAGGCUGCAUCAAACAGCAGAUCUGACCUUCAUAUUAAUACAGAUUAACCGCAUCUGGACGCAUACAGUGGGAGUGCGGUACAUGGCACGUCCUCACAGACUGCACCACGACAAUGGGUCGUCUUUAAGACUCCUCCAGUGCUGUUUUAAUAGGUUUUAACGGGAUUUGCGUGGCUGUGGGUUGAUGUGGGCAUCAUGCACGCUGAUGUCUGCUUUCUGCUCUGCGCGUGCUUUUUCUCCACUGGAGCGCUUCAGCUGCGCGGACAGCUACUUCAGACAUGCAGCCAAACCAGAUCCAAACGAGAAACCACCAGAACAGAGAGAGAAGCGCAUAAACCUGGCAGCACGUUACUAAUGCGAAGUCCAGAUGUCACAAAAGCUCCUGUUACGAAAUCAGAACAGCUCCUCAAGUUAGAUGACCAUGACUUCACCAUGAGGCCUGGCUUUGGAGGGCCUGCGAUACCUGUGGGUGUUGAUGUUCAGCUUGAGAGUCUGGACACCAUCUCUGAAGUAGAUAUGGAUUUCACCAUGACCUUGUACCUGAGACAUUACUGGAAGGACGAGCGACUGUCCUUUCCCAGUAACACCAAUCAGAGCAUGACAUUUGAUGGCCGGCUGGUGAAGAAAAUCUGGGUACCUGACAUAUUUUUUGUCCAUUCCAAACGAUCCUUCAUCCAUGACACCACCACAGAGAACGUCAUGCUCCGAGUGCAUCCUAAUGGCAAAGUGCUCUACAGCUUGAGGGUUACAGUCACAGCGAUGUGUAAUAUGGAUCUCAGUCACUUUCCCCUGGACACCCAGACGUGCUCACUGGAGAUUGAGAGCUAUGCUUAUACUGAUGACGACCUCAUGCUGUACUGGAAGAGAGGAAACAAAUCUCUGCAGACGGAUGAGAAGAUCUCUCUGUCUCAGUUCCUCAUUCAGGAGUUUCACACCACCACAAAACUAGCCUUCUACAGCAGCACAGGUUGGUACAAUCGUCUUUACAUCAACUUCACUCUGCGUCGGCAUAUCUUCUUCUUCCUGCUUCAGACGUACUUUCCCGCCACUCUGAUGGUCAUGCUGUCAUGGGUGUCCUUCUGGAUCGACCGUCGAGCUGUUCCUGCGCGGGUUCCUCUGGGCAUCACGACGGUACUCACCAUGUCCACCAUCAUCACUGGCGUGAACGCAUCCAUGCCCAGAGUCUCCUACAUCAAAGCUGUGGACAUUUACCUCUGGGUCAGCUUCGUCUUUGUCUUCCUGUCUGUGAUCGAGUACGCCGCUGUCAAUUACCUGUCCACUCUGCAGGAGCGCAAAGAGAGGACGCAAAGCAACAGGCAGUUGCCGUGUACGUGUGGAAUGACCCAUCCUGGUCAGAUGAUGAUGAGCAACAGCUACAGCGACAUGGACAUGAUGACCACAGGAAACUACGGCAUGUCGGAGCUGAACGGAGACAAACAGGAGCAGUUCCUGGUUCAUCUGGUCCUGGAUAAUGAGCAGGGAGCUCAAAGACCAGCUGUAAGCUCAAGCAGCAGCUUAUUUAUAGACACUCAUGCCAUAGACAAAUACUCACGGGUCAUCUUCCCUGGAGCGUAUACACUCUUCAACAUCAUAUACUGGUCCAUCUACUCACAAUGACUGCUGCUCACUUACAUUUUAUGACAUUUGAGAAAGUCUUGGAAAUAUAGAUUACCUCUGAAAAACUGUUAUUUCUUUUUCUUUUUUCUUUUUUUUUACUACUCUUCAACAUGGAAUCAAUUUUUGCCUCUUAGCAAUAAACAAAUACAUAUGACUGUAUGUGGGCAGUCAACAUGACAUGUACGUUUUCUGUUCUCAAAAAAAAAAAAAGGUUUAUUUUUUCAUUUUUAUUUCUUGUAUAUUUUAAUCUUUAGGCUGAAAGGCAAACAACACAGAUUUUGUCAACAUGAUUUUUGUCUGUACAGACUUGUUUAGCAGUUUUAAGUAAAAUGUGUGAAUUGUACUGAUGUGAUUGUCCACGGCAUGAACUUUGAAAUACAGAAACGUAUCAAAAUGAACAACAUAGAUUAAUAUAUUAUUUAAAUAUGUUAUUAUUGUUAUUAUUGCAGUAUUACUUACUGGGGGAUUAUUAAAAAAAAAGACUGGUCAUGCAUUUUACAUCCUGAAAAACUUAAAAAAAAAUAAAUAAAUAAAAAUGUGGAGUGACUCAAAAAAUCAAUUUCAAUCUCUUGGGAAACUUGAAAAUAUUGAAAAUCUGGGAAGAUGGAAAAAGACAUUUCAAUUUGCCCUCCUACAAUGGUUUAAAUCUGUAAUGUGUAUGUGGACAAAAAACUUUAUUUAUUAAGUUUAUUUAUUCAUUCAUAAAGUUUUGUGCCCUAAAAAAUGCUGAUUUUCAGCAUUUUUAAGCAUGAAAUACAGUAUGUUUUACUUAUUUGUGUUGAUGCAGCAUAUUGGCAUCAUCUGUCAUGAUCUGAUCAUGUGUCAAAAUAUCUGAAUAUUUAAAAAGCGGUGUAACACAUUAAACUGUCUGAAACCACUUUUUUUUCUAACUGUGCAUAUUAUUUACAUGUAAUUACUGAGUGCAUAUUAUUUUACGGACUACAUGAAAAAAUAUUUUUACUUUUACCUGUUCAUUAGUAAGACCUCAGAACCACUGAAAUGACUUGGUGAAGACAAAAAGAUUAUUUAAAAAGUGAAAAUUUUGACUUAACUGAGAACAAUUAUUAAUUAACAAUACGUUUCAAAAUAUUUCACACUGUAAAAAAAAUGUUGCAAAGAUUGCUGGAAUAUGUUUUACAAAAAAAAAAAAAAAAAAAAAAAAAAAAAAGUAUAUUUCAGUCUUUCUACUUUAAAAAUGAAUUUUAAUUUUGUGUGUUACUGUUUCCUUGUAAUUAUUUCUGAAAUUUACUAUCAGUUUCUGAGUGCAAAUCCUACACCAGUUAUUUUCAGUGCAGAUGAUACUGAAUGAUUAUAGAAUAAAUACACCAGUGUCUGAGUGUGAGAGUGUCCAUUUCCAAAGUAAACAUGUCUAUUGAGAAUUUAGAAUUAAUUUUCAGAAAUAAUGUAGAUGUGCUAGGACAAGGACUGAUUUUUUUUUUCUAUUAGAAAGUACUUUUAAGAUUGUUACCACUAAGACAUUAUAAACUACACUGAUGAUGUGCUAAGUUUAAAUGCAUUAUAAAUCAAUAAUGUAAUAGCAUAAAUUAAAACGUUGAGGUGGUAAAUCAUUUUAUGCUUAAUGUGGAAUCUGUGAUGUUUCCAUUGUUCAGGCAUGUUACAGGAAGCAUUUCAUAUACGUUCUUUGAAUUUAUUUUUAUGAACAUAGUUUUACAUUAUAGAUCAAGACAUUAAUACAAUACAUUAUUGUACAUUAUAUGAAGUUUUGUUUGAUGUUUUUUCUUGUAUCUCCUGAGUAGUGUAUACAGUGUUUUUGGAAAAUAAA